Messenger RNA from Seminavis robusta, 2590 nucleotides. Lineage: Eukaryota; Bacillariophyta; Bacillariophyceae; Naviculales; Naviculaceae. The record is from the annotation of a GenBank genome assembly.
AUGAUGGUUCUGCUCCCCUUCCGCAUAAUUUGUGAUCCGACACCAAUGAUCGAUAGUAGUUCUCUUGCUAUCGGUGCAUCUUUGGUUGAGUUGAUCUAGUUGUUGAUAGUGUACAGUCGUAUUGAAUAGACAGAAAGGAUAGACUAGGAUGUCUGACCAUGAUCAUAGUCACGACCAAGGCGCCAGCUAUGUGUCCGCCAGUGCUCAGGACAAUGACAGAGUGGCCAGUCCUGAAGAAUUGAAUAAUAUUACUACUAGUAGUAAUUUGGCUUGUGGAGGAGUUCAGGUUGGAGUUUCAGCUUUUCAGCUGGAAGGAGGAGUCAGUAGUAACAGUAACAGCAGCAACAGCAACAGCAAUGGUGAAGGACAGACUAAAAGAAAGAUCAAACCCAAGAGACUCUGGAAACAAUUUGCAGCAGACACUUUGACUUCAGCCAGGAUGCACUCUGUCAGUGUCAGUGAGAGAACUCUGCCUGUGGAAGAGUUAGAAGGCUUAGAAGGCACAGGUGCAAUGGACAUGACAAUGGACAUGAACAGCUAUGUCACUCUGCCUGCUGAAGGAACUCUAGAUGGCUCUAGUAGGACUUUCUUCAAGUCAAAUGUCAAUACUACAUGUACUACUGGUGGUGCAACUGGUAGUGCAAGUCUACAAGACACAACUACCAAUACCACAACACUUAUGGCAGCCACUGGUGCACAUGCAAAUGAUGCUCAAGGUCAAGGCCCAGCCACUCUACAGAGAAUUGACACCUGGGCCAGUAUGGGAAGCAAUAUUGCCAGUUUUGAAGAAUUGCUACCAGAAGGAGGAUCUCUGGGAGCUGCUGUCUUUGGAAUCAUCAAAGGAACUGUGGGACCUGCCAUUCUUUAUCUACCAAGAGGCUUCCAAGUAGCGGGCUAUGCCGUGGCCAUUCCAUCCAUGGUUCUCGCCACUGUCAUGUACAUUUACAAUGCCUACCGACUCCUGGCAUGCUGGAGAGCCGAACAUGACCGAGAAGUCGCCAUCUUUAGACACAAAUUUCAAUUACAACAGCAACAACAACAACAAGCCAUGGCCGAACAAGGAAAAGCACCCACACAACCUACAUCAUGUACUACGACGACUCUACAUCAUCCACCCGUCGUCAUGCUCACGUACCCAGAACUCGCGAAAAGAGCCUUUGGACCCAACUAUUCCAUUCUCGUGGAUAUCGGCAUUGCAUCCAUGCAGUACGGAGUCUGCCUCACCUAUCUCAUCUUUGUGCCGCACAAUCUCGAUGUCUGCGCCGAAGCACUGCUCGGAAUCACCAUUCCCAAAGAGUACUACCUGGCUCUUGUCCUCAUCAUUGAAAUACCGCUCUCAUGGAUCAAAGACAUUCGAAAACUCACUCCUACCAACGUCGUCGCCACGGGACUUAUUGCCUACGGACUCUUCUUUGUACUCAUUCUCGCAUUCGUGCAGGGAAUGGCUCCCACCGAAGACUACAAUGCACCUUACGCACGCGUAUUCCAAGAAAACCUUGCCAAUCUACCUGCCGCCACCGAUUCCUGGUUUCUAUUUGUCGGAACCAGCUUUUUCAUGAUGGAAGGCAGUAUCACUCUCAUUGUGCCAUUGCAAGAAUCCGUCCUUCGAGCACAAGAUCGAGAAAAGUUUCCAAAGAUUAACCAAACCGUCACGUCGGGAAUUGUGAUCUUUUAUAUCUUUUUCAGCAUCAUUUGCUGUGCCGCCUUUGGCGACUCCAUUCAAACGGCAUUGACGGCGUCGCUGGAUGGCAUGUUGGCCACCACCAUUCAAUUGGCUUACUCGAUCGCGGUCAUUCUCACAUUUCCACUGCAAGCCUUUCCGGCCAUGGAAGUGCUCAAGAACAACAUUUUGGGAGCCGCCGUUGCCAGAACCAAACGUUCGACGACAGCCACAACGAAUGGUGAAAUCCACACGGGCAGCACUCACGAAUCCUUGUGGGCUCAAGAUCAUUUCCAACGCAAGGCAUUGAGUACCGUUGUCAUUUGCAUACUGGGUGUCAUUGCCAUUUACGCCAUUGAGUAUCUGGGCAACGUCGUCUCCAUUAUCGGAUCGCUCUUUGGAAUUCCGCUGGCAUUGGUCGUCCCGCCAAUGAUGCACAACAUUUUGGUACCGGAUUCCAACAAGACGACACGGUGGAUGAACAAUGUCGUGACUGGGAUCGGAUUCAUGGCCAUGGCGGCAUCUUCCUUUGCUACUAUUACUGCAUGGGAAAAGGGAGCGGAGGAAGUACGACGAUGAUUGAGCGGGAAUGCAUCGUUCGUUGGUGGUUGGGUCAGGUUGGACGAGGCUGGAGUUGGAUCGAGUGAGUUUGGAGGAAGUGGAGGCAGGCAGGGCGAACGAACAUGGAUUUGCCUGUACGCACCUCUCUGGUUGAAUGCUGCUUGUCCGGUUCACACACAAUACCGUACGGAUACGGUUGCUGGGCUUUUUUGUCAAUGCAUCCUUGCACAAUACUGUUUGUAGUUGUCCUCCCUGGCUGCUGGUAGCUCCGGCGUGCAGCCAAGCGAAAAUCAUUUUUGUUGUUGUACCACUGUACACUUACUUGCAUAGAGUAAAGAGCAAACACUAGCUAGUUUUAGUGGCUGUGUC